This is a messenger RNA of Talpa occidentalis (Iberian mole), 1490 nucleotides long. RefSeq names its product phospholysine phosphohistidine inorganic pyrophosphate phosphatase (gene LHPP). Gene Ontology annotation, cellular component: cytosol. Gene Ontology annotation, molecular function: phosphatase activity; inorganic diphosphate phosphatase activity. The record is from RefSeq and is a predicted model, not a curated record. NCBI's taxonomy places the organism in Eukaryota, Metazoa, Chordata, Mammalia, Eulipotyphla, Talpidae. Bases 10 to 822 code for a protein of 270 amino acids. The transcript is spliced from 7 exons. Gene Ontology annotation, biological process: dephosphorylation.
CGGGGCUCCAUGGCCGCCUGGGGCGAGCGGCUGGCGGGCGUGCGCGGGGUGCUGCUCGACAUCUCGGGCGUGCUGUACGACGGCGGCGCGGACGGCGGCACGCCGAUCGCCGGCUCGGUGGAGGCGGUGGCGAGGCUGAAGCGGUCCGGGCUGAAGGUCAGGUUCUGCACCAACGAGUCGCAGAAGUCCCGGGGAGACCUGGUGCAGCUGCUGCGGCGCCUGGGCUUCGACAUCUCCGAGGGAGAGGUGACCGCCCCCGCCCCGGCCGCCUGCCUGAUCCUGCGGGAGCGAGGCCUGCGGCCCCACCUGCUCGUCCACGAUGGAAUCCGCUCAGAAUUUGAUCAGAUUGACACAUCCAACCCAAACUGCGUUGUGAUUGCAGACGCCGGAGAAGACUUCUCUUACCAAAACAUGAACAGAGCCUUCCAGCUGCUCAUGCAGCUGGACAACCCUGUGCUCAUAUCACUGGGGAAAGGACGCUACUACAAGGAGACCUCCGGCCUGAUGCUGGACGUUGGGGCCUACAUGAAGGCUCUCGAGUAUGCCUGUGGCAUCGAGGCCCAAGUGGUGGGGAAGCCUUCUCCUGAGUUUUUCAAGUCUGCCCUGCAAGAAAUUGGGGUGGCAGCCCACCAGGCCGUGAUGAUUGGAGACGACAUCGUGGGUGACGUGGGCGGUGCGCAGCGGUGCGGGAUGAGAGCCCUGCAGGUGCGGACUGGGAAGUUCAGGCCCAGUGACGAGCACCAUCCGGAAGUGAAGGCCGAUGGGUACGUGGACAACCUCGCAGAGGCCGUGGAUCUGCUGCUGCAGCAUGUGGACAAAUGAUGGUGCACUGGGGAGCCCCCACCCCCGCCCCCCAGUUCCUUCCCUCGGCCCCUGCCCCAGUCAAGCGGGCAAGGCCAGCCAGCAGCCGUCCCCGUCUCCCUCUCUGACCCCACCUCUACCGUCACGUCCCCUCCUGAGCAGCCCGUGCCCUCUCUGCACGGCAGCGCGCCCAGCGCAGUCAGAAGAGGGGGACAGACCCCUGCUCCUCCAAAGGAGAGGGGCUAGAGGAGCUCUGGGUAUGGACCCCAGCCCUUGCCUGCUGCCUCUUUGUCAACAUUCUUUACAUUUAGUGAGGAACUGGGAGCAGGUACCCCCUAUACAGAUCAGCCGCCUAGGCUGAGCCACCUCCCUGGUACUGCCCAGCAUCCCUGGCCCUCACCUGGUGUCAGAGUUGCCAAUUAGCACCCCCAGCCACGCCAGCCCACCAUCCACUUGGCACCCCCACCCCAGCCACAGCAGGCCACUGCCUUCCUACCCCCUCAGUCACCUUCGGAGUCAAGAGCUGGGGCAGGGCCUCCCCUGUGGUGCAGUGGUUGAGUGCUGGGCUGCGAAGCUGCCUGCAGCCUCUGCAGCGCCGGUUCGAUCCCCGGCUGCUCCCCGGCCACCGGGCGAGGGUCCCACAUGGCGCGCAGACCUCUCCUGCCGCCCGCUGCUCCCCUCAGCAGUGU